UGAUAAUUAUUGAUAAUGACUUUUGUUUACAUACUUCAUAAAUGGCAGGUUUACACAGCAGUGUUUUUCUAGUUAUGGUUUCUGGUCAAAUUGAAAUAGCCAGAUUUCCUGAAUUUGAUGAACUUUAUUGCAAAUAUAAUUUUGUUUAUGGUCAAGACUGGCUUGUCACAUCGGGUAUAGAAGAAGGCAUAUCGCAGAUAACUCAAAAAAGCCAUGAUAGUAGACAAGUGUUUGUUUUUAACUUCCCAUUGGAUAUCACAUUUAAGAGCACAAAUCCUUCCGGAUGGCCUCAAUUAGUAGUGAGCUGUUAUGGUCCUGAUGCUUUUGGUCAUGAUGUUGUGAGAGGAUACGGAGCCAUCCAUGUACCUAUUUCACCAGGAAGUCAUUCUCGAGAGAUCCCAAUGUUUGUGCCAGAGUCAUCAUCAAGACUUCAAAAGUUCACCAGUUGGUUUUUAGGAAGAAGACCAGAAUUUGUUGAUCCCAAAGUAGUUGCCCAAGGAGAAGGAAGGGAAGUAACACGAGUGAGAUCCCAGGGCAAUGUAAAAGUAUCAUGGAAUGUCAUUACAAGAGAUAUGAAGAAACUUGGUUAUGACUGUGAACCUGCCAGUGUAGCAAUACCCUCACUAUACAAUCCAUCAUUGAUGGCAACAUCUGUACGUUCAGAAGAUAAUACUGGUGACAAUGACUAAUUAUAAUGCUGUGGACAACCAAGUGACGGAGAAGCACUUUUAAACAAAUGAAGGGAUGUACGUCAUUAUUAUCAGUGACUGUCUUUGAGCAAUAUCACGAAACAGACCCACAUUUAUGUUGAACAGUAACAGGAUGGCGUCAAUUUUCAUCAAUUUUAAGCUGAAAAACUUCCAAUCCAUCAUGCUACAGCUGGUAUAAAUGAUGUACCAAAGCUGAAAUAAAACUGUAAUUAUCAUCAAAUAAAAAGUUAUUUAACAGUAAACUAUUUGCAUGAUUUCAUAUAUGUAUAUUUAUACAAGUGAAAUGCAUAAC
Molecule: messenger RNA, 1002 nt
Organism: Dendronephthya gigantea
Lineage: Eukaryota; Metazoa; Cnidaria; Anthozoa; Malacalcyonacea; Nephtheidae
Product: B9 domain-containing protein 1-like
Exons: 7
Coding region: 42-689 (215 amino acids)
Biological process (GO): cilium assembly
Cellular component (GO): MKS complex
Source: RefSeq, a predicted model, not a curated record